This is a messenger RNA of Chrysochloris asiatica (Cape golden mole), 840 nucleotides long. Its product is annotated as olfactory receptor 1G1-like. Bases 1 to 840 code for a protein of 279 amino acids. Gene Ontology annotation, cellular component: membrane. The transcript has a single exon. Gene Ontology annotation, molecular function: G protein-coupled receptor activity; olfactory receptor activity. Gene Ontology annotation, biological process: G protein-coupled receptor signaling pathway. NCBI's taxonomy places the organism in Eukaryota, Metazoa, Chordata, Mammalia, Afrosoricida, Chrysochloridae. The record is from RefSeq and is a predicted model, not a curated record.
AUGUACUUGGUGACACUGUUGGGAAACCUGCUCAUCGUCUUGGCCAUCAUCUCUGACACACAUCUCCAUACACCCAUGUACUUCUUCCUGGCCAACCUGUCCUUCAUUGAUACCUGCUUUACUUGUACCAUUGUUCCCAAGGUACUGGUGAACAUUCAGACACAGCACCACACCAUAUCCUACACUGGUUGCCUUGUGCAGAUGUACUUCUUCAUGGCAUUGACACUGCUGGAUGACUUUCUGCUGGCCGUGAUGGCAUAUGACCGCUACGUAGCCAUCUGUCUUCCUCUCCACUACACCAUGGUCAUGCGGCCCCAACGUUGCCUGCUGCUGGUGGCUGUAUCCUGGCUCUGCUCCCAUCUUCUGGCCCUUACACUCAUUCUCCUAAUGACUCAAUUCUCCUUCUGUGCCUCUCAUUCAAUCCCACACUUUUUCUGUGAUCUCCUCCCACUCCUCAAGCUUGCCUGUUCCGACACCUAUAUCUUUCAGGUUCUGAUGUUUAUUGAAGCAUCCCUCUCAGGUGUGGUCCCUCUCACCUGUGUCCUAGUCUCGUAUGUCCACAUCAUCCACACCAUCCUCAGGGCUCCCUCUGCUGAGGGGAAGCAUAAAGUCUUUUCUACCUGUGGUUCUCAUCUAACAGUGGUCACUCUCUUCUAUGGAACACUCUUUCUCGUCUACUUUCAGCCAUCAUCCUCCUACUCAGCAAAUACUGGAAUGUUGGCAUCUAUAAUAUACACAAUGGUCACCCCCAUGUUGAACCCUUUUAUCUACAGCCUGAGGAACAGGAAUAUGAAGGAUGCAUUGUGGAAACUCCUUGGCAGGGGAAAAUGCUCUACUUGA